UAACAGCCUGCUGCAAACUGUAGAGUAGCAUCUCGUCACGGGGCCUACAACUUGUGUCAGUACCUCGAGCUCGCGCUUUAAACACGGGGGAUUGUGGGAAAGUUUUUAGCCAAUCACUGAAAAGAACGUAACCAAUGGGAACGCUGUAAGAGCUGAAUCCGGAAGUCGAUACUUCUGUACUGAAAGAGAGCGAUAUUUCAAUGAAUGAACGGUUGGCUGACUGCGAAAGGGAAUAGGAGGAUAUUCCACUGGGAGUGAAGCGCCUCCCCUUUAAUCGCUCGGUUGAGUUUGUCUCGGAGCUGUAGUCGCUCUCUUCACUCGCACAUUUGGCGUCAGUCGUUAAAGGAACUCAGGCGGAUUUCAGUGCUCUUGUUUUUGUUCUGUUUUUUCUUUUUUCUUUUUGUGCGUGUGUCUUUGUGGAAUAAAAAGCGCCAGCAGUGGGAAGGUUCUGUCACUUCUCUGUGCCGUUUUUAUUUUUGAUCGACAUGAAGAAACGUGGAAUAAAGCGUUCAAAGUGGCUGAAGGACUGAAAAGGCCUCCUGCUCUCACUCCACCACACACCAGAACGUUUGGAAGCAGAGCUGCAAUGGCCAAGUGGCUGAAAGACUACCUGAGCUUCGGCAGCAGGAAGGUGCCUCCACAGCCUCCCACACCAGACUACACAGAGAGCGAGAUUCUUAAAGCGUACCGGCUCCAGAGGGACCUGGACUUCGAGGAUCCCUACGAGGACUCUGAAAACAGGUCUAGGGGCGAGUCUGGGACUUCGGACCCCGCCACACCUGUGUAUGGGUCUCCCAUGAAGUCCUCCACUGUGGACGUGAAAUCUCCCAAACACAGACUGAUCAAAGUGGACUCACAGGAGCUGGGACGCACAAAGAUCCUCCUCAGUGCCAUCUCUUUAGAGGACCAGCAAGAGCCUGUGGUGCCGUCCGCUCCGCUGGCAGGCGAGACAGAUUAUUCGGACCCUUUCGACGUUCGCAUGGACCACCGGUCAGAACCAGAUCUCAGAACGGUUCCCUGCGAGAACAACGGCUACAUGGAACCGUAUGAGGCCCAGAGGGUCAUAACAGAGCUGCAGCGUGGUCCGGGAGGAGGACGGUCGCGGGGCGAGGUUCAGCUCUACGACACCCCCUAUGAAGAUGAGCGAGGCCAGCGCCUGGGUCUGGGUCUGUUGUACGGAGAAGCUCAGGAGGAGGGCAAGGAGAGCAGCAGGCUGCCGCAAGAUGACGAGAGACCGGCUGAUGAGUAUGACCAACCCUGGGAAUGGAAAAAGGAUCACAUCUCCAAAGCUUUCGCAGAAAUGAGGGAUUUGUCGGAGUUGCCCUGGCCUGCCCCAGUGGGUCAACUGGAGGAGGAGCCCCCCGUCAGAGAGCAAGUGCAGUUUGAUGGCGCGGAGUGGGACCGCUCCUCGUCGCCCACGGAGCGGUUGCGUCCACCGGGGCCCAGGUCCAGCCCGCUGGCAGGAGGGGGGUUGAAGUUUCGAAUGCAGCAGGAAGCCCUCACCAUGGUGGGGGAGAGAGUGGACGCCACUCUGCCUCUGGAGAAGCAGGUAUGGUACCACGGUUCACUGUCGCGUUCAGAGGCAGAGUCGCUGCUAAUGCUGUGCAAAGAGUGUAGCUACCUGGUGAGGAACAGUCAGAACAACCGCUCUGACUACUCCCUGUCCCUACGGAGCUGCCAGGGUUUCAUGCACAUGAAGUUCACUAAGUAUAAAGACGGCAAGUACAUCCUGGGACAGAACAGUCCUCCCUUUGACACCAUCCCCGAAGUCAUCCACUUCUACACCACGCACAAACUCCCGAUCCGAGGUGCCGAGCACCUGUCCCUGCUGUUCCCCGUGCUGGUGCAGACUCUCUGACGCUCCUCCUGGACCUCCAGGCUUUCAUUGUGACCGGACACGUAGAACUUUGAAUGUUUGAUUGGAUCUUCCCAGAGGAGUGCGGUCUGUUCUCUCUUCCUUCCUUCCGACUGGACUACUUUUGAUGAUUCAACACACCGUGGGGCUAAAGCCCUCACACACCACUGCUGUCGUACCUGUGCCAAGUGUCGCUAACAUCCGGGGCGGGGGGGGGGGGGAUCGAUUCACAUGAAAUGCAAUGCCUGAACUUUAGGCCACCUUUGCUGUAACUCCUCUCUCUCAUCUCGCUCUUCCUGAUGUGAAAUGUGAAAUUCUUUUCUUUAUUACAUUUUCAUACAUAGAGUGAAAUGCAGAGUGUGAAUGUUCUGACGUACCUGCAGGAGGUUUAGAUUUAAUUACUGCUGAUCCACAACAAACACCUCGUCGACCCUGGUAGAACAUUUUGCUGUUGUUUGGUGAAAAACCUCGCUAGUCGUAUUUUGCAGAUUUUUCAUGUUUAUAUAAAUCAAUGCAUUAAAUUGUACCGUUAUAAGAUGAGAAACCUUUUUUCAUCCUCGGGCUUGGGAGUCCCUGUUUCCAUAUCGACUUUGUUUAAACAAUGCUAUGUUGGAGGUAUAAAGUUGUUGUUUUACCAACAACAGAUGCUUUUCUACACCUGUUAUAUCUCACCCAGUCUGUUCUGCACCGCCAUGCUGCUGUGUUGUAUUGGUGCUUGUGUUGACCUCGCUGACCUGUGACUCUUGGUUGGUUGCGUACAUCGCAUUCGGUAGACGAUGCUGCGUUUGUAAAUCAAUGCUGCCAUUUUCUUUCCAUUGACUCGCACAUCUCCUAAUCAGGAAAGACUUUGAAAACAAACGGUAAAACUUUGCGACUGUUGGCCACGUUCUCACACUUCCUACAUAUCCCAGCUCAGAUUUUUUGUACCGGCCAAGUCGCUGCAUGCUGGUUGGUGAGUUUAAUUUCAGUUUGCCAUCUGGAAUGGGUUCCCAUGUCUGCUGCCUGGUUGCAGCAUUGUGUGGCAAAAACAGUUUUCAGAUGGAGCCAACUUUGGACAAAUGUGGGAAAAAAUAAUCAUUUAAAUUAUUACUUCUUAUUCCAAAAUUGAUUGUUGAUUAUUAUUAUUAUUAUUAUUAUUAUUAUUAUUAUUAUUCUGGCCAUUUUCUGUCACUAAUAAAAGAUGACAGGAUGUGUAAUGUA
This is a messenger RNA of Cottoperca gobio, 3055 nucleotides long. It is a transcript of the gene shdb, whose product is annotated as Src homology 2 domain containing transforming protein D, b. The transcript has 9 exons. The record is from RefSeq and is a predicted model, not a curated record. The coding region runs from base 587 to 1858 and encodes 423 amino acids. Gene Ontology annotation, molecular function: phosphotyrosine residue binding. Lineage: Eukaryota; Metazoa; Chordata; Actinopteri; Perciformes; Bovichtidae.